Molecule: messenger RNA, 2683 nt
Organism: Cavia porcellus (domestic guinea pig)
Lineage: Eukaryota; Metazoa; Chordata; Mammalia; Rodentia; Caviidae
Gene: Insig2
Product: insulin induced gene 2
Exons: 6
Coding region: 287-964 (225 amino acids)
Biological process (GO): cholesterol biosynthetic process; cellular response to insulin stimulus; SREBP signaling pathway
Cellular component (GO): endoplasmic reticulum; SREBP-SCAP-Insig complex
Source: RefSeq, a predicted model, not a curated record
CAGAUUGCAUGCUAUUAGUUACUCUUCAUAUCACUCUAGCUUCAAAUAGAACAUAUCUGUCUUCACCAAUGGCUCUCAGUUAACUUGUGUCUGUGUGGCUGGCCUAGAUUUGUUUGCUGAGACUUCCGCCUUACUGGUUAUGAAUUUAUUGAAGGAUUACUGGUAGGUCCCUUUGGACAAUAUGUAGCACUAUUGAAACAUCGGUCUGCCUUUAUUCACAGAUAGUUGAGCUUUUCAGCUGGAAAGCCUUUCCUUUUUUCUUUCAGCUUACUGAACUUAUGAAACUAUGGCAGAAGGAGAGACGGAGUCACCUGGCCCCAAAAAGUGUGGCCCAUAUAUCUCAUCUGUCACUAGCCAGAGUGUAAACUUGGUGAUUCGAGGAGUAGUCUUGUUUUUUAUUGGAGUGUUUCUUGCAUUAGUGUUAAAUUUGCUCCAGAUUCAGAGAAAUGUGACCUUAUUUCCACCCGAUGUAAUUGCGAGCAUCUUUUCUUCUGCGUGGUGGGUACCACCAUGCUGUGGCACAGCUUCAGCUGUGAUUGGAUUAUUAUACCCCUGCAUUGACAGGCAUCUAGGAGAACCACAUAAAUUUAAAAGAGAGUGGUCCAGUGUAAUGCGGUGUGUAGCUGUCUUUGUUGGUAUAAAUCAUGCCAGUGCUAAAGUGGAUUUUGAUAACAACAUACAGUUGUCUCUCACACUGGCUGCACUCUCCAUUGGACUGUGGUGGACUUUUGAUAGAUCUAGAAGUGGUUUUGGCCUUGGAGUAGGAAUCGCUUUCUUGGCAACUGUGGUCACUCAACUUCUAGUUUAUAAUGGUGUUUACCAGUAUACAUCUCCAGAUUUUCUCUAUGUUCGUUCCUGGUUACCAUGUAUAUUUUUUGCUGGAGGCAUAACAAUGGGAAACAUUGGUCGACAACUGGCAAUGUAUGAAUGUAAAGUUAUUGCAGAAAAAUCUCAUCAAGAAUGAAGAAGGCAAAAAUAUAUCUUUUGUACAGAAAAAGAAGAAGAAAAGAGCAUGUAAAUUAUAUAAACAAAGUUUUGGACUGUAAAAUUGCCAGGAUGCAGUUUUUCCCUUGAUUGGUGUGUAUAGACACACACACACGCACGCACCCACACAGGCACACACACAAAACACACAUUACUACUGCAAUCUGUGAUUGCUUCACCUGUAAAUCAGUUAUAAACCUUUAUGUAUUUGACUUAAAAACUGUAAGAUAUAUGUGCGUUACAUUAAAAAACAUUGAUUAGUAAAUGCGUUUUUUAAUUUCUUAGAUAUACCAUACAUUUUAUUGCAAUGUUAAUGUGCCAAAAUAUUCUAUUACUGUCAGCUAAGAGUCUAAGAAUGCUUUGAACAAUUUAUAAACUUAGUGAAAUAAAAUAACAGGAAUGCCAAAAAUAAAAAGCAAAUGGGAAGCCGGUAUUUUCUCUGUCAGUUACUGUUGUGCCUUUUUGUUUUUCCAGUCACAGCAAUUUGACUUAUGAGUUCCCAAAUAUAUGAUUGGUUUUUAUUUUGAUGUUGUUUAGAGAGUUCAAAUAUUUCAGAAUAUAAUGAAAAUGAAGCUCCAUAGAGAAGGAUUUCAAACCUACUUUACUGGAAACAGCCAGAAAAUAAUUUUCUGUUUCAACAGAUUUUAUUGGAGUUACAUGUAAUUAGCAGGUGAUAAACAUCAUUGAACUGUUUUGAGUCUAAACUUGGAAGAAAACAUAAAAUUAAAAGUUAGUGAAUUUAACUAGAAUAAAUGUUUUGGAACAACAAAGUAAGCCUCUUGUCACAAAAUGCAAAGUGAUAUUAACUGUCAUUUGCAACACAGAAUCUCAUAGUGCUGUUGCACAUGGACCGAUAAGAAACUUCAAACAGAUCAAAAUGAAGUUUCUAAUUCUGUUGGGUUCUAUAGUCUAUUGAUUCUGUAAAACAAACCACUUAAGCUGACUUAGUCUUAUGACUCAUUGUCAGUGGCAUGCCUGGACUUGUAACCUUAUCAAGCAGUCUGGGGAAAGCAUGGGUGCAUAAUUUCUUAUGUACUCAUGUCCACUAGUGAAUAGUUCAAGUCUGUUAAAGGAUGAAUUGAAAUAGUAUUCAGUGCAUGUUAAAGAUCUUGGUAAUAAUUUUGGGCAUGUCUUUUUAAUAACUAUAAAGCCAUUUAAGUGUGGUUUAAAUAUAUUCUUAGCUAACUUUCCCCCUAGUUUUUCUUUUUGAAAUAAUUGACAAUGUCUGAUACCCAAGAGCAAAAUCUUCUGAAUAUUCUGUUGAGUGUGUGUGUGUGUAUGAUUGAAUGAGAGUAUAUAUGUAUAUAUAUAUAUAUAUAUAUAUAUAUAUGCAUGUGCUCAUGCUCUCCGAGAAUGUCAUGUAGAUAUUUUUAAAUUUUUUGUUUUAAAACUUGCUAUCAGACUGAAAUCUUGUAUGCCAGACUUUAAUGUUUUAUAUUUUCAGGGUGAAAGUGUGAAAAUCCUAAAAGGAUUUCAUAUUGAAUAUGUAUACAUAAGCUUAACUAUACUGGUGGUAAAUAUAAUACUGUAAUUUAUUAUUCUAUCUUCCAGAUAUUGUUAUUCAUUUAGAACAAAUAAGAUAUAUUUUUAGAAUCAACUUUUUAAGCACUAUGAAGUCUUUAAUAAGUUAUAAGGUUUAUGAUGUGUUUACCUUGAAAAUUGCUGUUAAAAGCAAGAUGUAUUAAAUAUGUAAUCAUCA